Dimorphilus gyrociliatus is the source of this 673-nucleotide messenger RNA. The record is from the annotation of a GenBank genome assembly. NCBI's taxonomy places the organism in Eukaryota, Metazoa, Annelida, Polychaeta, Dinophilidae.
AAUGUUCUCUAGAGAAUUAAUACGACUUGUUCCAUUUGCAUCGCUCGUUCUAUUGUACUUGUAUCAAGUAAAGCCGGUACCAGAGCUAAAUGGCUAUCCAGAAGAAAGCUUUAGAUCCGUAUUCUUCAAGCUAUUACCUAUGAUUUAUCUUAUGUUGGCUGUAUGGGCUGAACAUAACAGUAAGAAGGAUAAGAAGUACAGUCGAACGAUUCUUACCGGUUUAUUUUUCUCGGCUUUUGGAGAUGCCUGUCUUGUAUGGAGAGUUAAGCUCUUUAUACCAGGCUUAUUGUUCUUUUCAAUUGCUCAUAUUUUUUAUGCUUUCGCUAUGCGAUUCAAAUACUUAGGAAUUAAGUUCGCCUUGAUUAGCUCCGUUGUGUUUCCCUUGGCAUUUCACUUAGUAAGCAAGAUUGACGAUUUUGUAAUGAAAAUUUUAGUGUUCUAUUACUGUUCCUUAAUUUUCUUAAUCGUUUGGCGAUCAUUUGUAAGAAUGUCUCGUCUUCAUUUCAAUUCAGGAAGAUAUGCUGUAAUUGGAGCUAUAUUUUUUGGCUGCUCUGAUUACUUAAUCGGAUGCGAUAAGUGGAUUAUUAGUAUACCACAAAGCUCUCUAUUAAUUAUGAUUACGUAUUACACAGCUCAAGCGUUCUUAGCUUGUUCUGUAUUUGCCUCGGAUUAA